Molecule: messenger RNA, 5801 nt
Organism: Rhinolophus ferrumequinum (greater horseshoe bat)
Lineage: Eukaryota; Metazoa; Chordata; Mammalia; Chiroptera; Rhinolophidae
Gene: ATP8B4
Product: ATPase phospholipid transporting 8B4 (putative)
Exons: 28
Coding region: 275-3853 (1192 amino acids)
Biological process (GO): Golgi organization; phospholipid translocation
Cellular component (GO): plasma membrane
Molecular function (GO): ATP hydrolysis activity; magnesium ion binding; ATPase-coupled intramembrane lipid carrier activity
Source: RefSeq, a predicted model, not a curated record
ACAUUUAGCAGCUUCCGGUAGUGGUAAAUGGUCAAGAGUGUUUUUCCGGGAGUUGAUCUCAGGUUUUCAAGAAUGUCCCCUAGAGACCCAGCGUGUUUUCUAUGUAAUUCCUAGGGCUUUCAGAAUAGCCUGGUGUUUCUCGCCGACAUGGUCACGGAAUGGGUACCUGUCUGAUCUUCCUGCUGCUGGGAAAUCCCCGCUUUGGGCAGAGGGUUAGGUCCAGGCUCAGGUAGGCCAACUGCUGAGGCCCGGUGAAAAGUAAUCAAGUGCAAUAAUGUUCAGCAGUAAAAAGAAAUCACUUGAAGUGGAACGGAUUGUGAAAGCCAAUGAUCGUGAAUAUAAUGAAAAGUUCCAGUACGCAGAUAAUCGUAUCCACACAUCCAAGUACAACAUUCUCACCUUCUUGCCAAUUAAUUUAUUUGAACAGUUCCAAAGAGUGGCGAAUGCCUAUUUCCUUUUCCUUCUGAUUUUACAGCUGAUUCCAGAAAUUUCCUCCUUGACCUGGUUUACCACCAUUGUGCCUUUGGUUCUUGUGAUAACUAUGACAGCUGUAAAAGAUGCCACAGAUGACUACUUUCGCCACAAGAGUGAUAAUCAAGUGAAUAACCGGCAAUCGGAAGUGCUCAUCAACAGCAAACUGCAGAAUGAAAAAUGGAUGAAUGUCAAAGUGGGAGACAUCGUUAAAUUAGAAAAUAACCAAUUUGUUGCUGCUGAUCUGCUUCUCCUAUCAAGCAGUGAGCCACAUGGCCUGUGUUAUAUUGAAACUGCUGAGCUCGAUGGGGAAACGAACCUUAAAGUCCGCCAUGCAUUAUCAGUUACUUCAGAGCUUGGAGCAGAUAUUAGCAGACUUGCAGAAUUUGAUGGGAUUGCUGUAUGUGAGGCACCUAACAACAAAUUAGAUAAAUUCACAGGAGUCCUCUCUUGGAAUGACAGCAAGCACUCCCUCAGCAAUGAGAAGAUAAUCCUGAGGGGCUGCGUCCUGAGAAAUACCAGCUGGUGUUUCGGAAUGGUUAUUUUCGCAGGUCCUGACACUAAACUAAUGCAGAACAGUGGUAAGACAAAGUUUAAAAGGACCAGCAUUGAGAGAUUGAUGAAUACUCUAGUACUUUGGAUAUUUGGGUUUCUGAUAUGCUUGGGAAUUGUUCUUGCAAUAGGAAAUUCAAUCUGGGAGAAUCAAGUUGGGAAUCAAUUCAGAACUUUCCUUUUCUGGAGUGAAGGACAGAAGAACUCUGUGUUCUCAGGAUUCUUAACAUUCUGGUCAUAUAUUAUUAUUCUCAAUACAGUUGUACCCAUUUCAUUAUACGUGAGUGUGGAAGUAAUUCGUCUGGGACACAGUUAUUUUAUAAACUGGGAUCGGAAGAUGUAUUACUCUGGGAAAGCAACACCUGCUGAAGCUCGGACGACCACGCUCAAUGAGGAACUGGGCCAGAUUGAAUAUGUUUUCUCCGACAAAACGGGCACCCUCACUCAAAACAUUAUGACUUUUAAAAAAUGUUCCAUUAAUGGGAGAAUCUAUGGUGAAGUUCGUGAUGACCUGGGGCAGAAGACAGACAUAACUAAGAAAAAAGAGCCUGUGGAUUUCUCAGUCAACGUCCAAGUAGACAGAACAUUUCAGUUCUUUGACCAUCAUCUGAUGGAAUCCAUUAAAUUGGGUGAUCCCAAAGUGCAUGAAUUCCUUAGGUUACUAGCUCUCUGCCAUACUGUAAUGUCAGAGGAAAAUAGUGCAGGACAGCUGAUUUACCAAGUUCAGUCACCUGAUGAAGGGGCUUUAGUGACAGCUGCAAGACAUUUUGGAUUUGUUUUUAAGUCUCGGACCCCAGAGACAAUAACAAUAGAAGAAUUGGGAACAUUGGUUACUUACCAAUUGCUUGCCUUUUUGGAUUUUAACAAUAUCAGAAAAAGGAUGUCUGUUAUAGUGAGAAACCCGGAAGGACAGAUAAAGCUUUAUUCCAAAGGAGCAGACACUAUUUUGUUUGAAAAACUUCAUCCAGCCAAUGAAGCCCUUCUGACUUUGACGUCAGACCACAUCAGCGAAUUUGCAGGGGAAGGCCUUCGAACUUUGGCCAUCGCAUACAGAGAUCUGGAUGACAAAUACUUUCAAGAGUGGCUUACGAUGCUGGAAGAUGCAAAUGCUGCCACAGAUGAGAGGGAUGAACGGAUAGCUGUACUGUAUGAAGAAAUUGAAAGGGACUUGAUGCUUCUAGGUGCCACUGCCAUAGAGGAUAAGUUACAAGAGGGUGUUAUUGAAACGGUUGCAAGUUUGUCACUAGCCAAUAUUAAGAUCUGGGUCCUAACAGGAGACAAACAAGAAACUGCCAUCAACAUUGGGUAUGCUUGCAACAUGCUAACUGAUGACAUGAAUGAUGUGUUCGUUAUAGCAGGGAACACGGAAGUGGAAGUCAGAGAAGAACUCAGGAAAGCAAAGGAAAGUUUGUUUGGACAAGACAGAAGCUUUUCCAAUGGCCAUGUAGCUUUCGAAAAAAAGCAGCAGCUAGAGCUGGACUCAGUUGUAGAAGAAACCGUAACAGGAGAUUAUGCCUUAAUCAUAAAUGGCCACAGUUUGGCUCAUGUCCUAGAAAGUGAUGUCAAGAGUGAGCUCCUAGAAAUUGCCUGCAUGUGUAAGACUGUGGUGUGCUGCCGAGUGACGCCACUCCAGAAAGCCCAAGUAGUAGAACUGGUGAAGAAGCACAGAAAUGCUGUCACUUUGGCCAUAGGUGAUGGAGCCAACGAUGUCAGCAUGAUCAAAAGUGCUCACAUCGGCGUUGGCAUCAGCGGCCAGGAAGGACUGCAGGCGGUCUUAGCCAGCGACUAUUCGUUUGCACAGUUUAGAUACCUCCAAAGGCUUCUCCUUGUCCAUGGAAGGUGGUCCUAUUUCCGAAUGUGCAAGUUCUUAUGCUAUUUCUUCUAUAAGAAUUUUGCAUUCACACUUGUGCAUUUCUGGUUCGGUUUCUUCUGCGGUUUCUCAGCCCAGACCGUCUAUGACCCGUGGUUCAUUACCCUUUUUAACAUUGUCUACACAUCACUGCCUGUUUUAGCCAUGGGGAUUUUUGACCAGGAUGUGAACGACCAGAACAGCAUGGACUGUCCCCAGCUCUACGAACCUGGACAGCUGAAUCUACUUUUUAACAAGCAUAAAUUUUUCAUCUGCUUGGUGCAUGGAAUCUAUACCUCAUUCACCCUUUUCUUCAUCCCCUAUGGGGCCUUUUGCGAUGUGGUUGGAGAAGACGGGCAGCACAUCGCCGACUACCAGUCUUUUGCAGUUACCAUGGCUACAUCUUUGGUCAUUGUGGUCAGUGUGCAGAUAGCCUUGGACACCAGUUACUGGACUGCUAUUAAUCACGUCUUCAUCUGGGGCAGCAUUGCCACUUAUUUCUCCAUUUUAUUUACAAUGCACAGUAAUGGCAUCUUCGGCAUCUUUCCAAACCAGUUUCCGUUUGUUGGUAAUGUACGGCAUUCCUUGACCCAGAUGUGCGUCUGGCUUGUUAUUCUCCUGACAACAGUGGCUUCAGUUGUGCCUGUGCUGGCAUUCAGAUUUUUGAAGGUGGAUUUAUUCCCAACACUGAGUGAUCAGAUCCGCCAGUGGCAGAAGGCUCAAAAGAAGGCAAGGCCACUGCGUAGCCGAAGGCCUCACACUCGUAGAUCAAGCUCAAGAAGAUCUGGAUAUGCUUUUGCUCACCAAGAGGGCUAUGGAGAGCUUAUCACAUCUGGGAAAAAUAUGCGAGCUAAAAAUCUACCCCCAACGUCAGGGGUGGAAAAGACACCGUAUAAUAGCACUAGCUGGAUUGAAAAUUUAUGUAAGGAAACCACAGAAAACGUGAGCAGCUUUAGCCAGGAUAAAACAGUAAAACUGUGAGUCAAGAUGAAUGUCAACCACAUAGUUAUCUUUUCACUUCACCUGGAGCUGGAAUUCAUCUGGCUCCGGAGUUUGGGAUCAGGGCCUAGGAAUGGGGCAGAUUGCCUCACUUAACUUCAAUCUGUGGCGGACAGCUGCUGGUGCCGUGAAAUGGAGGUGUGCUCUACUGGAAACCAAGCCAGAUGGUCCCUCUCUAAAUCGUGAUUUGCCAAAAAAAACCCUCACAAUACAAGCACAGGUUUUUAUCAACCUAGAUACCAACUGACCUGAAUUUAGGAUCUUCUUUAUGGGGAAAAACUUGUAAAUCUUCCUAUACAUUGAAUGGAUCUUCAGGUGGAUAAAAGGGUGCAUUCCAAAGUUAUGUAUCCCAGCUGAAAAGCAUGUUUGUUGAGAGACAAACAUAUAUACAAGAUCAGCCUUUCCCGAGAUACACUUUUAAGGUUUAAAAUGUACUAAGGUACUCUCAGGCUAAGAGGAGUUUGUCGCUCCCCAGUGUUGAUAUCAACCUGUGUGUUCAGUGAGAAGAAAAUCACCUUCGUGCCUAAAGAAUAGAAGAGUGUGUUGGUGUUCCUCAUUUUUCUACUUGUCCUACAGACCAAGUAGAUUGAGCAUCUUUAUGGUGGGAUAGGCUGGUAAUUUGGUCAAAUUUAUUCAGAAUGUUCAUGAAAUGUCAAAAAGAGGUUAUCUAGUAAGUAUUCUAAAUACUUUUUAAUGACUUUUAUAACAACCUCAGUAGUAAUUUACCCCGUGUCAUCCAGAACCAUUAAUGGUAGGAUCAAAGCACUGGAAUUUCACACUCAAAUAACAGUAUUCCAUAUAGUGUAUGGGCAAAUCCUUUCAACACUUCCUGUUUUUAAAAGUUCCAUUUGAAACCAAACAAAUUAAUAAGCAUUCUCUUCAAGUAGUACUUAAAUAUUCAGGCUUAGGUCAUACAGAGUUAGUUGCUUUUGGUAUCCAGCUGUAAUGUUUAUAAUUCCAAUAUAUAAACAUAUGUAGGUGAGGUUGAUUUUUUUUGGAGAUGUUCCAGUCCAAAUGUGAAUGAUCAGUGUAGUUCCCAUAAAAGAAUUCAGGGAGAUUUGUGUUCAAUUUCUAGCUCUAUUUCUUCUUACCUCUAUAAGGUUGGGCAGGUAAUGUGCCUCCUCUGAGACUCAGUUUCUUUCUCUGUAAAAUGAGGAUAUACUAUCUACCUUAUGUGGGUGGUUGAGGAUUGUCAAAGCACAAAUUCUCAAAUCAUUAAAAACAUAAUUCUCAUAUGAAUAUAUGACGAGUUAAGUUCCAUUUGACUCAUCAGAAUAGCAGAGCAAUUUGAAGAGAAUGUGAAGAACCAGAAUUUAACGUCAGUGGGAAAGGCCUUGAUGAAAUGAGAUUGGAAAGGAAGAUGUAAAACUGGUUAGGGUUUUAUGUGAAAUAUAAAACUGGUUAGUGUUCCCCCUAUAGGGAAAUAAAACUAAAACCUUGGAGGUGAAUUUCCCUACCAAAAGCAAAACUAAAUCAUCCUCAUGCCUUUUCAAUUUUUACAAAUCAACCUUCAACUUUAUAGGGUUCUAAAUCUGGUCCCUAUUGAAUUAGUCAAACAAAGUUGUAUUUCCCGAGAGAGUCUGAUAGCCUGAUUUGUGUUGGUCUUGAUCCUGGGUGGUCUCGAUGAAUAUUGGACUAGCAUGAUAUUAAUAGAUCACACAAUCCUGGUGGGGUUUUUUGUUUGUUGUGUGUUUUGUUUUUUGUUUUUUUGCCUUAAUUUCCAAGUCUGGGAUAAUUUUUCCAGAAUGGAAUCAAAUGAAGUAUGUGUCAAAGAGCCUAAUAUAGUGCUUUAAGCAAGUAAAGACUCAUAGAUAUUCCCUUUUCCCCUACAUGCCUGUGUAGACUUACCCAGAUGGUAGUUUUCAGUGUCUAAUGUGUGGUUAGUUUAACUGUGUUUGCUCACUUUCUGUAACAUUUUUGAAAGAUUUGA